CACAGCUCAGGUAUAAAACCAGCUGUGCAGGUGGCGAAGACAAAGCAGCGAUGAAGCUUCUGCUGGUGGCUUUGGUGGCUGCAGCCCUGUGGGCAAAGCCAGCCGACUCCUUGAUUUGCUAUGUAUGCGAUAACGAGAAGUCCAACUGGAGUUGUUUCAAGCCGCAGUCGUGUGCCAAGCACGACGAGUACUGUGUCACAACGCACUCCACUGUGGGGCUCGGCAAGGACAAAGAGCCCCGCAUUAGCAAGUAUUGCUCUCCCUUCUGUCCCGAAACAAACCUGAACAUUGGCAUCGCCUCGUUUUCUGCCUCCUGCUGCAACACCUUCUUGUGCAACAUCAGCGGAGCCAGCAGCGUGAAAACCAGCUACACUGUGAUGGCCACAGGCAUCCUGGCCAGUCUUCUCUAUGUCCUCAGAACUGGGCUGUGAAGGUCCAGAGUAAAGGAGAUCCCGUGUAAAGGCUUGGACCAUCCCAUCUCCUCCAUGCAAAGGUUUCCAGGGGCUGAAUCCACAGCCUCUGCCUGUAGCCUCAUCCUCAUGGCUACCUUGGCCCUCAGGCCAAAAUGAAUGUAUUCACCCCUAUUCACCUACACGUGGUUCCUCCCUUCCCCUUCACUCCCCUGCCUCAUUUUCUCCAAGUGUCAUGUGCUGAACAGAAGCUGGACACAAUAAAGAUUUAUUAUUUUUUUUU
Molecule: messenger RNA, 693 nt
Organism: Gavialis gangeticus (Gharial)
Lineage: Eukaryota; Metazoa; Chordata; Crocodylia; Gavialidae
Product: lymphocyte antigen 6E-like
Exons: 3
Coding region: 51-431 (126 amino acids)
Molecular function (GO): acetylcholine receptor inhibitor activity
Source: RefSeq, a predicted model, not a curated record